Messenger RNA from Plectropomus leopardus (leopard coralgrouper), 5383 nucleotides. RefSeq names its product MAX network transcriptional repressor b (gene mntb). Gene Ontology annotation, biological process: regulation of transcription by RNA polymerase II. Lineage: Eukaryota; Metazoa; Chordata; Actinopteri; Perciformes; Serranidae. The record is from RefSeq and is a predicted model, not a curated record. Gene Ontology annotation, molecular function: RNA polymerase II cis-regulatory region sequence-specific DNA binding; DNA-binding transcription factor activity, RNA polymerase II-specific; protein dimerization activity.
UCCCGUGCUCGCAUCGCCAUCUUGUUGCAAUCCUAUUUUUUUUCGUAUGCGAGGAUCUACUUUGGCGGAUUAAAAAAUACCCGUCUGCUUUCGGGAGAAACACAGGGGACGAGAAGCUGCGCCUGCGGGUGUGAACCGUGCACACGGCGCUACCUUCCGGGACACUACCUAACCCCCUCGGUCUUUUUCCUCCUUUCGUCCCGGGCCACCGGGUCGCCUGCCGUGAGGGUUUACGCGCAAUGAGCAUCGAUACACUUUUGGAGGCGGCCAGAUAUCUGGAAUGGCAAGCCCAGCAACAACAGAUCACACGUGAAGAGGAGCAGCGCAAUGACAAGGAGCUCAUCAAAAGGGAGGCGGAGUCGAGACGUGUGGAACUUGUGACCUCGUCGUCUCAGCCAAUCAGAACCAACCACAUCAAUUGGGGCGAUGAAACCCACCGUCAACAGCCGCAUCACCUUCCUGUCCCUCCACCCCCCUCUCUCCCACCUCCUCAAGUCCCCAUUGCUGUCAUCCCGAUGGUCCCAGUUGUCACUGCGACGCCCUCGGUCCCACGCCUUCCCCUUACAACACAAAUUGCUGCAGCGGCGACGUCCUUCAACGGCUCGCCGCCAGCCAAGAACGCUUCCUCCCCUCCACAGCAGCAGCAGCCGGCCCCUCACCUUUUGUGCAGCCCCCAGUUUAAGGUCGAGACUGCCCAAAUUAAGUUAGACAAUUCUCAGAUUAAGAUGGAGACUUCCCCAGUUAAGAUAGAAACUACCCCAAUUAAGGUAGAGACUGGUCCACAGCUGAUUGAUGCAAAGCCCAGCCAAUCACAGCCUCAGGUUCAGAUUCAGUACUCAGCCUCCAUCAGCACUAACGGCCCCAGCUCUCAACAUGCACUGGUUCCCCAUCAAGCUCCCCCUUCAUCUCAGCCGCGGCCUAAUGGGGUGACGAUGGAGGACCUGAGAGGGAUGGAAGGGAAGAGGAGACCAGGAGGAGCGGGGACCAGAGAGGUGCAUAAUAAGCUGGAGAAGAACAGGCGAGCGCACCUCAAAGAGUGUUUCGAGACGCUGAAGAAGAACGUUCCAAAUGUGGAUGAGAAGAAAACCUCCAACCUCAGUCUGCGGAGUGCUUUGCGUUACAUACAGACUCUGAAGCGUAAGGAGAAGGAGUUUGAGCACGAGAUGGAGCGUUUGGCCAGAGAGAAGAUCGCUACGCAGCAGCGGCUUGCCGAGCUGAAGAACGAGCUCAGCCAGUGCAUGGACGUCAUCGAGAUCGACAAAGUGCUCCGACAGACCAUCCAGCCGGAGGACGACCAGGCCUCCACAUCCACCGCCUCAGAAGGAGAAGACAACUUUGAGCAGGACAUUGACGAGGACGUCCCUGCCCCUGCAGCUCCCGCGUCCCUCCCCAAACCAACACCUCCCAUCUUACAAGCCCAGCAGCUCCUCACCCCUCACCUGUCAAUCCAGCACGCCACCCUGCCUCUUUCUGGAGUCCUGACCACGCCCUCCCCCUCUGCUCCCCCUCAUGCCAUCGCGCCUGCUCCAGCCCCAGCUCCGCCCCCUCCGCAGCCCGCCCAUCCUAUUCAGUCGCCAGCAAUGCAGGUCCAGCCCACCGUCAUCGCUCACGCCGCCGUCUCCCACCCUUCAGUCAUCCAGGCUGUCAAUCACGGCCUGCCAGCCAAUCACCUCAAGCACCUAACGCACAUCGCCCCGUCGCCUGGCCCCGCCGCUUCCAUCCCUCAGCCAAUCGCGGCAGCACCAGCUGCCGCCACUCACCAGCCGAUAGCCGCCCAGCCCAUCGGACACAUCACCGUCCACCCGGUGGCUCACCUGGGAGGUCCCCUGCCAUCCCACCUCCCGACUCUGUACCCCCAGGGCGUGUCUGUCUCCCAGCCCACCAUGGUGGGCCACAUCACCCACACCUUCACCCACCACACUCUGCCGCACGUCCAGGCGAAUCCUCAAGCCAACACUAACGGCCCCCAGGUGAACGGCGCGGCCGUGAUCAGCCAGGGGAGCCCAUCACUAGGGAAACCCACAGCAGUGCUGGCCCCUCACCCCCAGCUGGUCGGACAGGCUGCUGUCCUCAACCCUGUCACCAUGGUUACAGUCCCAACCUUCCCCGUCAAACUGGCCUGAAAGAAUAAAACAAAAAGUGAUGAUGGAACUCAGUCGAAGGAGAGAAAGAUUCAGAACUUCUGGAUGAUUUUUCACACUCCUAUCAAUAAUCAAUAGCAGAGAAUCUCUGACAGACACCUGAAAAUUUACACACACAAAAAAAAAACAUCAACUGUUUUGUCGGACAACUUGUGAUGAAUAUCUCCAGAGAUAUUUCGGUCGCAGCUCUGUUAGUUUGUGAACAAUAACAUAUAAGCAGAGUCGGUGGGUCAGGCCAUUGUUUGUGAAAAAAGACUGUGACAUUUGUCUGCGCUGCAAAGACAGGAACUCUGUUUUACCUUCCUUCUUGCCUUCUUCCCUCCUUCCUUUCCUUCCUUCCUCCUAUCCUUCCUUUACAACCAGAAGCACUAACAUAAUAAGCUCAGUUCACACUCAGGCAUCAAGGACUUACCUUAACUGUUCAUUCACUCAUCAAGGGAGAACGCACGAGAGAGAGAGAAAGCUGUGUGUGUCAGGCUGUUGUCAUGGCGAUGCAGUAUGUGCCCGGUUUUGUGUUCACAUAAUCAUGAUGUCACAUGGGACCUUCAGGUGGGAUAAUGUCACUGAGAUGUUUGAGAGCAGGAGGAGGGAGCUCCGCGUGGCGUCGACCGUUCACGAGGGCUGACAGCUGAAAGUAGUAGAUUCAAAUCGUCAGUUUGAAGUCACAUAAGACCGCUUUAAGCUGAACGCUGUUGCAGUGGCAGAGAGGAGGAGAGACUCUGAGUUAACAUUAUUUUCUCUCAUCUGCUUUGAUCUUAUGAAUUUACAGCUCACUGCAACUUAAUGCGACACAGUCUCAGGUUUUGUUUGAUAUUUAGUGUCAGUAAAAAUGGUUUUGUCCAUUUCCAAUCCCCUGCUAGGGCCAGGGGUGGACGAUAUGGCUCUAAAAGACAACCAUGAAAUGUUUGCCAUAACAAUAUUCUUGAUGAUAUGACAAAUCACCGAAAAAUAUUUUAUCAUUAAUUUCAAGAAAAUACAGUUGCUACAAAUAAGAGUUAUAGUUAUAAAAAAACAGAAUAAAGGUUUUUCAGUGCGGAGCCGGGCGAAAUCUCGCUUUCAGCCCUGCCUGGUGUUAUUGCCGUGCGUGUAACGGUAUGACAUCAUUAUGUCACCAAGUCAGAAUAUCGCCAUCAUCAUGCUAUGAAUUCUUGCAUCAUCAUAUUUAAAACUAUACAGGUAUCAUCUUGAAUGAUGUCAUACGGCACACCCCUAGUUAGGGCAUUUGGCUUUUUUACUAGAUUAUGUGUCACACUGAUCGACCGGUUAAACUCGUCCAAACUUCAGAGAAAUGAAUCAUCGGAUAUUUGUGUUGAACAGCCAAGUCUGAUUCAACUGAGUCAAAUACAGUGCUGAUGUAUACAUAAGUUUAUAAUCACCUGAAACAAAGAUUUGUUGUUUUUUGUUAGAAUAAAGCGCGUACGUCUGCAUACGGAGCAGGUCUUCUCCCACAGAGUCCACCAUGUUGCUCUAUAGUAGCCAAAAUUGAACAAACCACACACUGGCUCUAGAUAUGCAUGCAUUUCUUUCAUAUUUGCGUCGACCAUCGUAGUUCUACACAAUUGGCGCACUGGAGAAGUUUUCAUUCUGCAACCCCACUGCUGCAUGCCACUUAAUCAAACAAACUGGACCUUUAAUCCCUUUCCAUCUUCUUCAAAAUGAAGGUUUCUCACCCCUGCACUUGAUACCAAACACCUAACGAAUAGUUGAAGAAAAAAAAUGAGCAGUGCAGUGAUAAGACCAGCUCCAAUCUGAAGCUGUUAAUAAUAAUAAUGCUAAUAAUAAUGAAUACCUCGUUAAUCCAACAAUGGUAAAUAUAAAUAAAACCAAAGAAGGAAAAAGAAACAACCUCAGCAUCUCAAAAUGUGAAUUCUGUUUCUGAUAAUGUGUGCAAGUGUCCCACUCAGCUGUGGAUUUAUUUUAUCCACUUCCCGUUGUAGCUUUCAUUUUAGAGGGCGAUUCCAAAACAGUGGAAUGUCCCUUUUUUGAAAUAGGAACAACUCCAGAAGUGAGGGCGAGGGUUAAAGGUCAGUGGUUGUUUGGAUUGCUCAACAUACAGAAACAUCUGUUUUUACUGGCCUCGUGGAGAAGUCUCGAGGCGACCUGACCUUUGCCUGCUGGUUAUUGGGUUUCCUUGUAGGAAGUCGACCAAACUACAGUUAAAGGUGGAGCGACGCGUUUGAGAUGAGCAGUCGGAAAGCCCUUAAAAAGACUUGAGAGUUAAAUUUGGAAAACUAUUAUCAUAUAAAGAUGUCGCACUCCAGUUUCGGCAUGAUUAGCUGCCCCACAGUUAAAAGCUUGAUCAGAAGUAAAAGUUAUGUUUUGGAACCAAUCACGGCCUGUUAUAGAUCGUUUGGACGCAACUCUGAACAAGAGUCCACUUCUUAAGUUGUUAGCUUAUCUUAUCACAAACUCCUGAAAUUUUGGAGGUGAAUUUGGUUCAAAGACGGAAACGAUCCCCUUCAACUGCUCUCGAAACAUUCAGUGACAGCUUCUCCUCUGUGCAGAGCUUCAUCCUCCUCACUCUGAUGCAACAGCUCCCUCUGCUGCCUCGUACCAUCCACCCCUCGCUCUGACGUUACUCACACACACACACACACAACACACAACACAAACUUCCUGCACAGGCUUUUAAAACCGGCAAAAAAACAGUGGAAACAAAAGAACUUAACUCAGAAACGUAUGUUUAUAUGACAUACUACAUAAUGAAAAUCUCCAACUGCUGUGAGAAUAAGAAAAGCUACUAACGGGACUUUGAGUUUAAGGUCCAGUGUGUCAGAUUUGGGGGAUAUAUUGGCAGAAAUGGAAAAUGAUAUAAUAUGUUUGCUUCCUUUAGUGUAUAUUUUCCUGAAAAUAUGAAGCGUUAGGAUUUGUUACCUUUUAGAAUGAGCUGUUUAAGUCCUUUUGUAUGGAGAUGUUGUACCGCAACAAAUCAAAUGCUGUCUCUUGACUGGGCCGUGUGUGUUUUCACAUCAGCUACCGCAGUCAGCAGCCCCUCAGCGACAAGUAGCAUGAAAAAACAGAUUUAUAAGUGAAACUGCUUUAUUCAGUGUUUUUACCGACAUAAAUCGGUUAUUUCAGAGAGGAAGAGACCUCUGCCAAUAAUUUGGCUCCUGAACACCGAAGGAAUCCAAACCAGGGAAUUUCAUCUGAAAUUUUUACCCUCAGACGCCAAUAAAUCCCCCUAAAUCUCACACACCGCCUCUUAAAGAUUUUUUUGUGUGCCAAACAAGGAGAAAUAGGUU